Molecule: messenger RNA, 3376 nt
Organism: Aspergillus sclerotioniger CBS 115572
Lineage: Eukaryota; Fungi; Ascomycota; Eurotiomycetes; Eurotiales; Aspergillaceae
Exons: 8
Coding region: 425-3376 (983 amino acids)
Source: RefSeq, a predicted model, not a curated record
UCCUCUUCCUAACUUUCUACAUUAGUAAUUUCUCGUCUCACUUUGUCCAGCCGUUAUUGCUUUGUUCUUUUUUUCCGACUGGGGGACUUCUCCUCCCGAUAAGAUACCCACUAGGACUAUCAUCUGCAGGAUGACGUUUGGGGAGAUCGAAGAGAGUUCAUCGUGUAUACAGUAGACUCUGUUAGUCUGAAGGUGCUCCACACCUCGAAUACCAAUCACUGCGGAAUGUCGAGUUGGAGUUGGGGAAGAAUGGGCGCGGAGAAUGGAGUUGGUCGCAAACGGGCUGGAAGCAAUGGGCUUGCAUUGGAAGGGUGUUUUCUGUUUGUUUGAAUCUUCCAGAGGUUUGUUGCUGCUGUUUAUUGAAGAAUAUCUGAACAUCUUCAUUCCAGGUCAUUUUUUUUUUACUGUAACCUAGAGAUGUAGCAUGGCAAUAGUACCAUGUACCAUGUAUGUGCAUUGGCUGACUGCAGCUGGCAGCAGCACCGUUGCCGCCCCUCGAUCGGGCCGUCUGCUGGACGUACCAGAUGAUGGGGCUUCAUUGACCCGCCUGGACCAUGAAAUCAUACACUGGAGAUUCAAGCGCAUCGUCCACUUGUUCAUCGUCCUUUGCACCAAGCACCUCGCCUUGCGUUUCGAAACUCUGCUUCAGGCACCGCCCAAACAUUCCCCAUCAGAGGCUUAUCUACGCUCCAUUGAUCACGCCGGACGACUAGUCGCCCCCGCACCAAUCCCUCUCCUAUUCGCCACUGUGGUAGGUACCCGUGUCUCAGCAACACCAUUAGCCUUAACAACAGUCAAAAUGAAACCAGCAACCGCCACCAAAUCUCCCAGUGGCCAUGGCAGCCUCUACAAGGAGGUCCGCUUCUCUCCUACCCCGACCCCCGUCCGUCGGACACAGUCAGUGCCGGACACCCAUCUUGACUCGAGAUCACAUCAUACGCGAGGCCCCGAGACCAAAGGGGCCACUUAUUCGGUCGUAGGUGCGGAUUAUCUUCAACAAGUCCGGUCGCUCCUCGAUCGCCAGCGUGCAAAUUUCGAGGAUGAGAGGAAACUCUUCAAUGAAGAACGACAAAUAUGGGAAAACGAGCGAUUACUACUAAAUCAGAGGAUCUCUGAAUUAGAGUCGUUGCUCAAGGGUAGGGGAUCCACAGGGGCCGGCGCUACUAAUAGUACGGCCCCGACCGGUGCUUUUGCAUCUUAUGCAUUACCGUCUGCAUUUCACAAUCAAUUCAGUCGCCCGCUUUUAGCAGACUCUACUGACCAUCCUCACCCAACGAGUGCCCAGGUGUGGGAGGGUUCUAGCCCUGGCAGUAGGCCCACAAGGGUAUUUCCUGACGUGGAGAAGACGGACCUCCAGGGUCUCGUGUCCCCGGAGCAAGGAGGCAAUCUAUCGAUCGCUGCACCAUCUUUGGACGCCGCCCUCUCGCCCAAGACUCACGCAGCCGACUUUCCUGCGGCCGUAUGUGUUUCUGUUCCGAUCGAGAGGCUCGAUAGCAAGCUUGAUGGUAUUACGCUCAAAUCCUCUGCAUUGCCGCCGGAAAUUGUCGCUCGUGUAAUCACGCCGCCGUCGCCGCCAUCACUUGAGGGCUCCCCAUCAUUUUCUGGCCGGACUUCUGCCGAACAUCGCAACAGCCUCAAACUCAAAUUGUCGGAGCUUGGCCCACCAGAGUUCAACCUGACCAGAAACGCUGGUCACACUCCUAUGGCUAGGAUUGAUCGGGACGUCGACACGGAGCAACCGUCUCCCCAGGAGAUUGUUGCAAACGAGGACAAAGCCCUUGCUCCGGCAGCGCCUCGGCAACCUGCAGAAAACUCCGACUCGUACUUUGAAGAUUUGGCCGAUGAUCCAGCUUUGAAGGGGCCACUCUCCCUGUUGAACGAAAAAGAGCACGACAGUGACUUUCUGAGCCAGGUUGAUCAAAAGCUUCUGGAUCAAGCCAGGCGCUUCAUCGGGUUUCCCCGAAACAGUGAAGAUCAAAAACUGGCCGAGGUCGAGCCACCAAGCCAGGGUGAGGAACCCGAAUUGCGGUUCAAGAAGACAACCAACUUUGGCACAGCCUUUGGCAAAUCAGACUGCGGGAAAGCUUCCCCUUCACCUCCUUUGGGGACGCAGUCUCCUACCGAGUGGCCAGAUCCUGUCGGACAUGAGGUCACCGUGACUAUCGGAGGUAUUGUCUCGUGGGCCUUGCAUGGCGGUACUAUGUACAACCCCAAGAGCCUUUCGGCAUUGCUAUGCCUCGUGCUGGCUGUUGCUCCGCCCUCCGCACUAUCCGCACCUGUUGCCCCCAGUAACGCAGCCGUUGCGCGGAGACAGGCCCACCAUUUCAACAGCAACACCCAGGCCGGCUCAGGCAUGGACUUCUCGAUCCCUGAUGGACCAUCCUUCAAUACUGGCAACUCUGCCUCCACCAGAUACACUGAAGACAAUGGCGACAAUGGUGGCUCGAGUGAAUCGAGUGACACCGACGCGGGUGACUCCUUCAACGUCGGCAUCCCCGAUGGUCCCAGCUUUAACAUGGGCAGCUUCUUUCACAACGGCUAUGAGGAAACCGAUGAGCCGCGGCCACGACCAGAGCCCUCAACCAUCUCGUCCACCUCGUCCACCACGAGCAGCACGAGCCCCCCAGACUCUACGAUAGCCCCUCCACCACCGCCGGUUAAUCCUCCUAUUGACACUACUGCCCCUACUCCUGCUCCCCCUGCUACGCACACUACAACUACUACUACUACUACUACUCACCCCCCUCCUGUCCCUCCCACUGCUGUCCCUCCUGCUCCUCCAGCUACACAUGCUCCUUCGUCCCCUCCUACCACUACUACCCCUCCUCCAGCUCCCCCCACUACUACUCCUUCCACCACGCCUUCCACCACUCCCCAUUCCUCAGCACCAUCUUCUCCCUCUGAGCCCGCUCCCCCCACUCACCCCACCACUACUCCCCACGCCACUCCCCCAUCCCCAUCCCCAGCUCCAUCCUCCCCCUCCGAGCCCGCUCCUCCUGUCCCUCCCGUCCCUUCCCUCCCAGCAGAAACCACCGAAGGACCCGAGGAGCCAGCUGGAGCCGUCCAAGAAUGCCCAGCUCCGGAGCCCGAGCACCAGGCUCAGCCCGAAUCAUCUCCUGAAACUGAGCCUACCCUCGAGCCUCAACAAGGCCCCGCACCUGCCCCUGCUCCUGCCCCUGCCCAGGAGCCUCAAUCUCAACCUGAAUCUGAACAUGAGCCUGAAUCCGAGCCUCAACAAGGCCCUGCUCCUGCUCCUGCUCCUGAGCCUCAACCUGAAUCUGACCACGAGCCUGAGUCCGAGCCCAAGCUCGCCCCCACCCUUCCUUCACCCGCUAUCCCAGCCUUGCCCGCAUAUACCUGCCGAUGCGCGGCAUGA